Drosophila albomicans is the source of this 2612-nucleotide messenger RNA. RefSeq lists its product as uncharacterized. The record is from RefSeq and is a predicted model, not a curated record. The coding region runs from base 603 to 2477 and encodes 624 amino acids. Lineage: Eukaryota; Metazoa; Arthropoda; Insecta; Diptera; Drosophilidae. The transcript is spliced from 3 exons.
GAAAGCAACAGCUGACGAAGCAGCACGACGAAGCGAAGAAGAAAUACUUCGUGCGUAUGGAAUAGAAAAUUGGAAAAAGGCAACUGCACAGUGAAAAAUGUGGAAAAAUGUGGUUUUUGGAUAAAUAAUUGUGGAGCAAGGUAUUGCCACAGCUCAACAAAACAAAACAAAAGACGAUAAUUACGAAUUGGAACGCACAAAAUAGGAUAUGAGAUUGCUGCCAAAAACUCGGUGUGUAGAUUCGUCGUCGUUGUUGCUGUCGCAUUCGAAUUUCAUAUAUUGAGCAGCGAGAGAAAGAAGCCAAGAGCAAGCAAUAAGUAACAACAAGCAGAUGACAGAUGCAAAACUAAAUUCUACGUGCAAAUUUGUGAAAUUCAUUGAGGAUUGAGAUAACAAAACGAAUGCAGAGACGUUGCUGCAAAUUAUUCUAAUUAUACAACAGGGCCCAACUGUGUUCCCCGUCAAAGAACGAAACUGGUUAUACACACAGCGACGACGACGACGACAACCACGACAACGACGACGGCGACGACGACGAAGGAACGGGAGCAGCAGCAGCAGCAGCGAAAGGCAGUUCGACGCAGCAGAGCAGAGUGAGGGUAAUGGAAAAAAUCAAACAAAAGGUAAUUGGAGUGCUGCGCGAGCGCGACGGUGGCACGAAUGUGAAUCGCAGCAGUAGCAAUGGCAUCGCAGUCGGCGGUGGCGUUGGCGGUGGCUCUGCAGUUGCUGUUGGCAGUCAUCAGGUGGGCGUGGGCGUGGCUGUUGCAAUCGGGGUCACGCAGGACAAUGGCAAUGGCAACGAUAUCAACGGCGGCGUCGGCGGCAACGCCCCUGGACCAGAACGCAACGAUGCCCAUGGCCAUGCGCUGCUCAACAACGGUGCGCCUGCUGCUGCCGCUGGCGCUGGCAUCGCCGGCGCUGCUGUCGGCGUCGGUGGCAGCGGCGUUGCGAGCGGUGCAGCCCGCACUUCAGUUCUUUCGCGGCCGCAGACAUCGAAGAUCAGUGCACUCGACCUGGCUGGCAUAUUGAACACGCGACGACGACUCGAGUGGACCAAGGAGUGGCUGCGAAAGAAUCAAUCGGAGUUCCUCAGCAAGGAGAAUCUGCUGAGCGAGCUGCAGUCGCGCAAGGAUGAGUGCUAUCAUUUGAAUUACUUCCUAGCCAUAACCGAGAGCCAGUUUCGGUAUCUGGUGCAGAAACUGGAUCCCAUCAUCAGUCAGUAUGCGCCGCAGCGUAAAAAGAAAUCCUUUAGCGCCGAGGAGCGACUGGCCAUAACGCUCAAGUAUUUGGCGACGGGUGAAGUGCAUUCUUGUCGAAACUACUGCUUCCGUGCCUCGAAAUUUGUGAUAAACGAAAUGAUUGCCAAUAUCUGUCUGGGCUUCUAUGAGCACCUCAAGGACCAAUACGUGACACUACCAAAGACUGAUGAGCAGUGGCGCAACGCGGCCACGGAUAUGGAGCGCAAACACCAAUUGCCCCAAUGCGUGGGCAAUCUAUUCAUGCGCAGCAUUCAACUCCAGAACAAUGUCAGCAACAACAGCAGCAGCAGCGGCGGCGGUGGCGGAGGUGGAGGUGGAAACAACAGCGACGAACGGAAGCGUGCGAUCAUAUUUACGGCCAUCGUCGAUGCGGACAACAAUUUUCAGUAUGUGAAAGUGGAGCGUGCGGCAAACAGUCGACCCAAUGAUAUCUAUAACCAGACCACUGCCGUUGAACUUAUCGAGCAAAAGAUGCAGGCGCUCGGAGCGCGUCUCGAGGAGCAGUCACACGAUUUGCCCUGUGGCUUGAGCUAUUAUCUGGCCGGUGAUGCGGUGCUGCCAAGCACAUCGUAUUUGGUCAGCACACGCAAUGUGAGCAAGGACAGUGCGGUGUACGAUGCCCUGGAACAGGUGAACGCUCAUGCGGAGCAAACGAUGCGCAUAUUGUGCAAUAUAUUUCCCAUAUUGGCGCAGCCCUUGCGUGUCAGCGAGAAGCACAUUGGUCAGGUGGUGCUCGGCUGUGUGGCGCUGUACAAUUUUCUGCGCAAAACGGACGAUUCGUUUCGUCGCAACAGCGACAACAUUGUGCAGCAACGUGGCGGCAUCGAGCAGCCGCAACACGCGUAUGUGGACAGUGAGGAUAUCGAUGAUGAUUGCAUCAUGCUGGCCACCGAGGAAGAGCUGCGAGAGCGUGCCGAAUUUACGCCUAGCGUUGGCCUCACCACCUGCUUCCAGACGUUAUGCGCACAGCGCGGCGAUACGAGCGAUGGACAGGCGAAGCGAGACUGGCUGCUCAAUCUGCCCGUUUUGGGGGCACAACAACAGCAGCAUGGCAACAGUAACAGCAACAGUAAUAGCAACAGCAUUGGCAGCAGCAACAGCAACAGUAGUAGCAGCAGCAGCAGCAUUGGCAGUGGCAGUGGAAGUGGCAUCGGAAUGGGAUUGGUUGGGAUGGUUGGUGGUGGCAAUGCUGCCACGGCGAACGGGGGCUUAUAUUAGUGCAAUUUUGAUCUAAGUACUUUACGAAUUUUGUAUAGUUCCUUGUUUUCUAUUUUCUAACUCUUAAUCUGUACUCUACUGCAUAAUGUAUCUGUAUCUGUUGUAUCUUUAUAUAUUCAAAAUUGGCAUUAGCAU